This is a messenger RNA of Aedes albopictus (Asian tiger mosquito), 1091 nucleotides long. RefSeq names its product kxDL motif-containing protein CG10681. The transcript is spliced from 2 exons. Lineage: Eukaryota; Metazoa; Arthropoda; Insecta; Diptera; Culicidae. Gene Ontology annotation, biological process: lysosome localization. The record is from RefSeq and is a predicted model, not a curated record. Bases 93 to 833 code for a protein of 246 amino acids. Gene Ontology annotation, cellular component: BORC complex.
UUUGGAUUAUUUUCGUGCACAGCUGACCAGCCCAAACAAAGUUGUGUAGAAACAGUUUCAGUCACGGAAAUUUAAUUUUCAUUCGCGGAACUAUGAAUAAUUCCGAAAUGAGCAGCAGCAUGCACUCCGGCCGGCCGGAGAGUGAAUUUAGCAUCGAAUGUUUCCAGAACUAUACCGCGCCGGAAGUGUUCGUGCAAGGUUUGGCCGGACUGGUGAACCAAACCGAUGUCGAAGUGAUGAUACGUGCUCAGAAGCAGAUGUUGCAGCGUUUCGAGAAAACGAAUGAAAUGCUGCUUAACUGCAAUGCGCUGAGUCAGAGCCGAUUAAAGAUAGCGAGCGAUGAUUUUAAGAAGCACACCAAACUGCUCAAUGAAAUGAAAAAGGAUUUGGAUUACAUCUUCAAGAAAAUACGGAACAUCAAGGGGAAACUUAGCACCCAGUACCCGGGUCCUUUCGCCGAAGCAGAAGCCAAGAAUAAAACGAUUAGCUUCGAUGAGGAGGAUGAAAUCGAUACGGCCAGCCGAGCAGAAACACUGGACGAGGGUAAUCCAUCGCGGACGGCCACUCCGGUGAAGCAGCAAGCUUCGGUUGAAAGCGUGAAGCAGCUGCAGAAGCAAGGAUCCCAGAAGGAGAAAAAGAAACCCAGCGGAAGUGGACAGAUGGGCCAGGAGAAUACUACUGUUAGCUACAUGAAGAUGGAACAAAGCCCGGAAAAUCGAAAGUCGGGCAAAACCAGCCCCAUCGAUCCGAAGCGGAGCUCGCUGCUGUCGACGCAUAGCAGCUCCACGGAUAACUCGAACGAUUCGUCCGAGUGUACUUCGGAUACCGGUUAGAGGUGGCGAUAGGAUGGUUUGACGUGGGUAAUUUAGCAUAUGUCAUUUCUAUUAUGUGUUGAAAGCUCUACUAAUAGCAUAUAUGAAUCAGACUUUUAGUUUUUAGUUACAUGUACAAAUUAUAAUAGUUUCCAUAAGUAGUUUUAAAAUCAGCUAAUUUAAUCUAUUUAUUAAAUACAAUCUGUGUUUCGUUAAUUAUAUCUCCUUUCACUUAAACGUAAACAAUAAUAAAUGUUUAAAGGCUUCACCUUAAAAAUA